Harpegnathos saltator (Jerdon's jumping ant) is the source of this 3090-nucleotide messenger RNA. Its product is annotated as Pyrokinin 1 receptor. Gene Ontology annotation, cellular component: plasma membrane. Gene Ontology annotation, biological process: neuropeptide signaling pathway. The record is from RefSeq and is a predicted model, not a curated record. Lineage: Eukaryota; Metazoa; Arthropoda; Insecta; Hymenoptera; Formicidae. Gene Ontology annotation, molecular function: neuromedin U receptor activity. Bases 507 to 2081 code for a protein of 524 amino acids. The transcript is spliced from 3 exons.
GAGUAUCUCGGCUCUCUCUCUCCGUAAAGGAAGGAAGAGAGGAAGGAAGCUGUAGCGUAGGUUAUCGCCACGCGCGCAACACCAACUUGUGAGACCACCACGUGCUCUGGACUGUCAGUGUCAUACUCGGCGGAGGAGCCCGGAGCGAACGAGUGCGCGCGCGAGAGAGAGAGAGAGAGAGAGAGAGAGAGAGAGAGAGAGAGAGAGAGAUACUCUCCGCGGAUGUAUAAAUUCGGAAGGAACAGGAACAAACUCGGAUCGAUGGGGAGGAUCGGUAGGGAUGAAGGUUAUCCCGCGGCUUUGAUUCAACAACAAGGUCGAGUGGCUUGUUUGAGCGGUCAUAUGUGAACCAAGAACCGAGAACGAGUUAGAGUUCUUUCUGAGAGUGACUCGUGGAAAAGACUAAUCUAAGGAGGGAAAAAUGUCGCGCGCGACAGUGCGGUCCAGGAUGGCCGGCGACAAGCAGAGGAUUCCUCUUUAGGAGCAGAGCGAGCGUCGGAAGCAGAAUGGAUCGCGCGACGACCUCCCCUGAUUUCAACGACACGUACACCGCCGUGGAAUCCGCCGUGGUGGAGCAUCUGCCUUCCAGUUCGUAUCGCGACUCGUUGUUCAUAGUGAUACCGGUGACCGUUAUUUACGCGUCCAUCUUCCUCACCGGUAUCGUCGGCAACGUCAGCACGUGCAUCGUGAUCGCGCGCAACAAGUCUAUGCACACCGCCACCAACUACUACCUCUUCAGUCUGGCUGUGUCGGACCUGUUGCUGCUGGUGUCAGGCUUGCCGGCGGAGAUGUACCUGGUCUGGUGCAAGUACCCCUACAUCUUCGGCGAGGGCUUUUGCGUGCUGCGCGGCCUCGCCUCGGAGACGUCGGCGAACGCGUCGGUCCUCACCAUCGCCGCCUUCACCGUAGAGCGAUACGUCGCGAUCUGCCACCCGUUCCUCUCGCAGACUCUGUCAAAACUGUCGCGCGCGAUCAGGCUGAUCCUAGUGAUAUGGCUGGUAGCCUUGUCGUUCGCGUUGCCGCAGGCUCUGCAGUUCGGCGUGGUGCGACACAGCCGCAAUCCCGACUUGAUCAUGUGCACGGUCAAGCGGAACAUCAUCGAACAUUCCUUCGAGCUCUCCACGUUUCUGUUUUUCGUCAUGCCGAUGUGCAUGAUCACGGUUCUCUACGCGCUCAUCGGCCUCAAGCUCAGAAGGUCGAACAUGAUGAACAACAGUGUGCCCGGCAGGGUCGAGUCGACGAGGAACUGCAGACACCAUCCCGGUAGAUCGACCAGGAGGGUGCUGAAGAUGCUGGUCGCGGUCGUCAUAGCGUUCUUCAUCUGUUGGGCGCCGUUUCACGUGCAACGACUGGUCGCUAUAUACGGAACCAAUAAGGAGGAUCACAUGACGUCGAACGGUCCAUGGAUGGAGUUCCUCUAUCUCUUGAUGACCUACGUGUCGGGUGUUCUCUAUUACGUAUCCACAACGAUCAAUCCGAUCCUUUAUAACAUCAUGUCGAACAAAUUUCGCAUGGCGUUCAUGGAGACAUUGUCCGGAAGCUGCAGAUUUCCCGGGCUGCCAACGCGUCACGAGCAACGAUCGUACUCCAGCCUGUCCCGGUCCCAGCAGCGCACGAUUGGCGCUUACAAUUCGAGGACAGCGGCGACCGGCCGAGAAUCCGGCAUGGUGGCGGAUAGUACGGACGGUUCAGGAAAUUCCGGCCACGAAGCCGCGAGUCAGGACCAAGCUCCGAGAGUCGCGAAUCCGCUCGAGUCCGGCUCGACGCGGCCACCGAGUAACGGGCAUCGUAAAUGGCGAGAGAGCCGCGGAUCGGUCCGCAACGCGGACGAUCAGGACGCUGUCCCGCGGUCGAGAACGACGAGCGCAAGGUGCAGGGCCGUGUCCGGCGCUAACGUCGGUUCCGACAAGAAAUGGUGGAUGCCGUUCAAGUGGCUGCCGGGGCUAAAGGUCCUCAAGUUCUCCGGGAGGUCGACGAUGGUCGAGGAUCGUGUACUCGACGAGUCCGCCACGAGUCGUCGCGAGGAGCUAGCCAUGACGAUGUGGCAUGACAUGCGCGACGCCGACAACCGGCCUGUGUGAGAACAACGCGGCCGUGUGCAAGCUGAGAUCUUGAAGAAGACCCGCGUCUUCCCCGUCGACGAUCGAACCAACUAUUGUCGUCUGAUUGAAGACCUACGAGCAUCACCAUGACUGACGAACGCAGUUUGAGGCAGUCUUGAGGGGGAUGAAAUCCGACGUAACGUGUCUGGACACAAUAUCGGCUACUAUCAACUACUCGCUCAAACGUUUGCGACUUGCGAGAAAGUUGGAGGUUUGAAACGGGAUAUCUGAGGAAACAGACACAGAGCAAGGAAAAGAGUGUAAAGUAACGAGUGUAAAGUGUACUCUACCGAGGAGAAUCUACUCAUAAAAGAAAAAGCAAAGGAAGAAGAUGAAGAAGAAGAGGAAGAGGAAGAAGAAGAAGAAGAAGAAGACGAAAAAGUAGAAGAAGUAGAAGAGUCUUACAACAGACUGAAACAAGCGACAACUCGAUUUGUGACACGCGACUCUGUAGAAAUUCGUAGAGAAAUUAAUAUUGAGAAAAAUUACGACCAACAAACUUUAUGUCGGAGAAACGAGAAUCCAUUAAUAUCGACGUUUGACAUUUCGACAUACAAACACGCCGAGCGAACUUGCAAAACAGUUUUUUUCGCGAUUGCCGCGUGCUGCUGAGUGCACUCGGCGGGAAUCGGUCAAACUCGAAGAGCAAAUACAUGUUAGAAAUAUUGCGUCGCUGAUAUAUUUCUUGCGACUUUAUAAAUCGGAGAAUAUAUCACGAUUUGUCUCAUAAAUCAUCCCGCGAUACAGUUCCUUCGACUACACCCUCAUUGAUCGCUCCAAGCGAGUUUUCCUUAUAAAUUAUCUCUGUCGAAAUGAUUCAUAUCAAAUAAUAUAAACAUUUCGCGCGCGAAUCAAUCUUUUUGACUUUGCGAAUCCCCAUAUUUCUGAUAUCACAAUUCCUUUAGUCCUUAAGAGUGCUAAAGAAAUACAUUUGCUAACGUUUCAAACACUUGUUUUCUUUUUCAGAUUAUAUUUCAUUCUGUUUACC